This is a messenger RNA of Caenorhabditis elegans, 490 nucleotides long. NCBI's taxonomy places the organism in Eukaryota, Metazoa, Nematoda, Chromadorea, Rhabditida, Rhabditidae. The record is from the annotation of a RefSeq genome assembly.
UCCGAAAACUGGAUUUGUGCCCGGAGAGACUGUACCAAUCGAUAUAAGCAUUCAAAACUACUCAUCCGUCGAGGUGACCGGCAUUGCCGCUGAAAUCGUUUAGCGGUGCAUCUGCGUCGCAUUCUCCCAUGAGAAUAAUCGACAGUCCUCGGAAACCAACGCUCGACCAAUUGCUCUUCACGCCGAGAGAUUCACAUUAGGACCCGGUGAUGAGUACAAGCUGAUCAUACCACUUCUACUCCCACUCGUCCCGCCAACCAUCGAGCACAUCUCUCCGUACAUAACCUUAGAGUACCCGGUGCACGUGACGGUGACCUCUUCAUCCACUUAUGGGAGGAAUGUCGUUUGGGAAGCACCGAUUCUGGUGGGGACAGUGCCUAUUCGAGCGAUGCUGCCGCCGCCGCCGAUGGUGCCGAUGGGAGUUCAAACAGUUCAAACGACGCAGCCGAUUGGACAGGAGCUAGGAAAUAGUUUAGAACAAAAUAAAUAA